This is a messenger RNA of Ahaetulla prasina, 3702 nucleotides long. RefSeq lists its product as uncharacterized. Lineage: Eukaryota; Metazoa; Chordata; Lepidosauria; Squamata; Colubridae. Gene Ontology annotation, cellular component: membrane. The transcript is spliced from 7 exons. The record is from RefSeq and is a predicted model, not a curated record. Bases 243 to 863 code for a protein of 206 amino acids.
AACCUCUUUGCGCGCGCGCAGAGCCGAGAUUCGGUGUUUCGACACCCCUGUUGUUUUCUUUCCGUUCCGCUUUCUUUCCCGGAAAAGCGAUGCCAGCAAAACUGUCCGCAAGGGCUACCGCUCGUAGCUGCCUGGUCUCGGGAUUGAGAAGCCGAAGCGGCGAACGAAAGAGUUUUCUGUCUGCGGCAACUGCCGGCCAAGGACUGCAAGCUUAGAGAAGGGAAGAAGCAUCUCUCGCGGAAAUGGCCAGCACUGUGACAGAGCAUGGAAAUGUGAGGAUCAUCACUCAAACGGUCCCACAGACAGGUUCUCUGCCAAGACCGACAGCUACAGUCAGAGUGGUUGACUCUGCUUCUGCGGCAUCUCAGUUCCUACUAACCCAUAACAAAAAGAUCAAGAAUACUCUGCUCAAUGUGAUUGGGAUCAUACAGAUUGUUUUUGGAGUUACCCAGGUGAGCUUUGGCAUUGCCCUGACAGCAGCUCAAUUCACCAUCACUGUGCAAAGUGGCAUUUACUUCUGGAUUGGGAUCCUGCUCUUGAUCACUGGGCCCUUGUUGUUAGAAGUUGAGAAAAGACAGUCUGAUCUGCUAGUGAAAACUGCUUUCUUUGUCAACAUGAUAUUUUGUGUAGUUGGACUGGUUGCAAUAAUCCUACAUGGUAUUGAGAUUGCACAAACUGUUAAAGAAGAAAAGCCAUGUGACUCAAACUCCAGUCACUACUGCCGAAAUUAUCAUCAGAUACUGUCAUUUGGCCUGAACUCUGUGUUCCUCAUCUUUGUGCUUAUUGAAGUACCCUUAGCUAUCACGGCCAUGAUUAGGCUCAAGACUCAAAAGCAACAGAUCUAUCAACCAAUGGCAUCAUGAAGACAGGUGGUUUCUCUUCUUCUGUCACACAAUGCUGAAUAUUUACUCUAGAUGCUUCCCUGGCUUGAAGCUAUAUGAGUGUGAGCUUUCUAUCUUUACCCUUACUUCUCUUGCUAAAUCUCAAAAAUCUGCCUCAGCCUAGAAAUGGAAAACAAGUUUUGUAAUUGUUUAAUAUGAGCGUCUUCUAUACAGGACAGCCACAAGUUCAUACUAAAUGCAAGGCCUGUCACAUUUCCUGCAUUAUGAAGCAUCCUCUGUAGUUUCAUCAAUGUUCACAUCCUGAAAAGCACCAAUUGUGAUGUGUGCUGGCGGGUCUAAAUUUUAUAAUACAAGGGCUUUACCAUCACUCCCAUUUGGAACUCUUUGGGGUCUUCAUGAAGAAGAGAUAGAUUAUCUGUAAGUGGUCUCCCAUCCCCCCCGCCCCAUAAGAGGCCAUCUGUUUGGAAUUGCCUUAAAUUUGUAUAUUUUCCUCUGUGUGUUUGUACUAGGGAGAGCUUUUCCUAAGUAGGCUUCUGAGUUUUUUCAACUUCACUUUUCCUUUUUAUACAUAAUAUUACAAUUUAAAGAUGACAGACACUAUCAAGAACUAACAUUUAGAAUAAAAAGGAAGAAAGAAAGAAAAUAAGAAAAUCACAGAAAAAAUGCAGAAAAGAAAUAUAAAGAAAUUAUUUCUGAUUUUAUAGAGUCGUGGUGUGGCGCAGUGGUUAGAAUGCAGUAUUGCAGGUAUAACUCACUGCCCACUCCAGGAGUUAGAUUCUGAGCAGCUAAAGGUUGACUCAGCCUUCCAUCCUUCCGAGGUUGGUGAAAUGAGGACCCAGAUUGUUGGGGGCAAUAAGCUGACUCUGUUAACCACUUAGAGAGGGCUGUACAGCACUGUAAAGCAGUAUGUAAGUUUAAGUGCUAUUGCUAUUUUUAUAGCAAUUAUAAGCAUAAAGGUACAUUAGCUUUUACCCUACAGUUACAACACUGUUUACAUUUUUUAAAUAAUUAUUUUAUCUUCUAAUGAUCCAAACCAUGCAUGGUAAUUUCAUUUUUUUAAGUUUCACAUAAAAAGUCCAAUCAGCACUGGGCUAUACUAUAAGAAAUGCAUUGAUUAGGAAUCAGAAAGGUGGUUUGUACUGAAAGCAGAGAGAGUUGUUCUGCUAAAUUAGUUUAUUUUUGUUGCCUGGAGUUGAGUUUUACUUUAUUUUAUUAAAGAUACCGUAGUAAAAGAGAAUUGAAGCUAUGUUACCAACUAAUUACCAGGGAUAUGCUGCCUUUAGGAAAAAAGGAAACUACCCCUGCCAAAGUAGGAAUCGUUCAAUUCAUGGCAGAGAAGCAACCUAUCAGGAACUUAAACCCUGAUCACACUGUGAUAUGAUACAGAAUUAUUUCUGAAGGCAAAAGAAACAAAUGGUUAUUGGCCAGCUUGUGCAUUCAGCAAAUAAAGAAUAGCCUAAACACUUAUCUUGGUCCAGCAUAUGCCAUUUACUUUAGUAUCUCCACUUUUUGUAGCGAAGGCUUAGCAUUUAAUUCUAAUGAACACAUUAGAAUUAAAUGUUUUCCACAGUUUCAUAGAUCCCAUUUAUCCACUCAGGUUGAUAAUGUCUAUUUUUAUCAGAUCAUUUUUUUCUGCUGUUUCGCAAGGUCUUAGUCAUUUUGCCUUCACAAACCAUAUGAAAUGCUUACUUUUUAAUUUAUCCAUUUUAGAGAAACUUUUGUGCCCACUCUGCUUCUUAGAAGUACCCGCCCAUGAUUAAAUUUCACAGCUGAUAAAUACAGAAGUGAUAUAAGAAUGACAUAUGGCGAUCCUUCCAAACUGAAUUCGUUAUUAUUUCAUACUUAUAUCAGAGGUGGGUUUCAGCAGGUUCUGAACAGUUCUGGAGAACCGGUAACAGAAAUUUUGAGUCGUUAGGAGAACUGAUAGUAAAAAUUCUGACUGGCCCCACCCCCAUCUAUUCUCUGCCUCCCUAGUCCCAGCUGAUCAGGAGAAAAUGGAGAUUUUACAGUAUCCUUCUUCUGUUAUGCUCAUUAAGCCACACCCACAAGCCAUGCCCCGCCCACCAAGCCCACAGAACCAGUAGUAAAAAAUUUUGAAACCCACCACUGACUUAUAGACAGAAUCUUGCCAGAUUGAGGACGCUACUAUCUGCAUCAACCAUAUACUCCAUGAACAAUUUUAGGGAAGGGCUGUUUUCACCAUCUUUCUCUCACAUGUAAACGGACCGAGUUGCCUCUUAACACCUCUGGACUGCAUCCUUUCCCUCCUAGAUUCCAUGACAUCUAUUACAAGCACUUUGAUGCAAAUAAAAUGACCCUAUUAUGUUUACAGCUUUACUUGUAAAGCCGUGAAACAAAGAGCUGUUUCACCAUGUAUUCUGUGCUUCUACUCAAAAUCAUCAUGAAUUUUAGGGAGUUUUUGUAGAUCUCUUUUGGAAUAAGACAGAUCUCAGAGUGACUGCAUAGCUGCAUAUAGUGCUUGUGCAAACAUUAUGAGUACUUCCAUUUCUACUCUUCGUUUGUUUGUUUGUUUAAUAUAGUAAUGGGUGCUUAUUGUAAUGGAAAAAAGUGAAACAAGUGCCUUUGGAUUUCUAAACUAUGUAAAUAUGACUUGUCAUGUUCACAUUGAUAUUUGCAUUGAAAUAACUAUUCUUAACAGUUGCAUUAAUACUACUUUGGAGAAUGUAUGUUAACAUUUAUGUAAUUAUCAGAAAUAUUUCUUGUACUUAAUGUAAGUCAAUUUUCUAGUCUCUUAUUAGGAUUAUGUAAAGAUCCAGCUCUGAACGGAAAACAUGGUUUAUGGAAUGUGUGCCUGCUUUUGUAGCACUUAAUACUGUAAAUUAAAUAAUCUUUUCCCAGG